AUGCCUUCGGUUGUCCUCCCCGAGAUGCGAGAUCUGAGAUCUCGGACUCGCCAUGAGAAGGUCUCGCUACUCCUUAUUGAUACCUCUCAAGCGGCUAGAUACAAUGUCGGCGCCACGUUCAAGGGCCCUUUAUCCGCGCAACAGAACCACUGGGGCCUGGGCGUCGUGAUAGUUACGAAUUCGGGGGUGCCUGGUGAUACGGCAACGCCUCUGUACUUGCCUUUGGUCCGAUGA
This is a messenger RNA of Uncinocarpus reesii 1704, 234 nucleotides long. RefSeq lists its product as uncharacterized. Bases 1 to 234 code for a protein of 77 amino acids. The record is from RefSeq and is a predicted model, not a curated record. Lineage: Eukaryota; Fungi; Ascomycota; Eurotiomycetes; Onygenales; Onygenaceae. The transcript has 2 exons.